CAAAGUUUCCAAAUUCCUUUCUGGGUUUUUCUCUGGACCCCUUAAUCUCAAAUGGGUCGUAGGCUAAACGACCCAGAACAGUCCCGUUUUGCCUCUCUCGUCCUCCUCUUGGUGGCUCUGUUCUCAUGUGUUCUGGUCUAUGCAGUUGUUUCUACACUCUUGAACCCCAAUGUGAAUUCUCGGGAUUCCAGAUUUGAGUCUUUGGAAGUGGUGGCGAGUGGUGGUUUGGGAGGAAAGAAGGGUGUGUGUUGUAGAGGCAUUGAGAAUUUGGAGCUGUGGGGUGCAGCUGUGAAGUGGGGGUCUGAGUUCAGGUUCAAUUCCUCUGUGGAAUGUUGUCAGGCUUGUAAGACCAUGUGUAGUGGCAAUGAUGGACCUUGCUUGCGUGAUACUUGGGUUUUCUGUGGGAACAAGAAGGCUUGCGGGUCCAGAUUUGGGGAGUGUCGAUUGAAGAAACAGAAGGAUACUUUGUCCCCUGAUCGGCAAGAGGCAGGGGAAACUGUUAGUUGGACUUCUGGGCUUAUCUUCGGGAAAGGAGAGGGUAUCAUUGAAAUGGGAACUGAAUAUGGUACUCUUCAUAUCAAACUUUUCCCAGACUGUGCUCCAUAUUCUGUGGUCUACAUUCUUGAGCUGUUAACAUUGUGCCAUUGUGCGGGUUGCCAAAUAUAUCGUGCAGAAAGCCGUGGAAAAUCUUGGGAUUCAAAAGGAAAUCACAUAAAAGAUACUCCUUAUGGUCCACCAUUUGCACUGAUUCAAGGAAUUCUUGAAGCCCAAGGAACCCCAUUCAAAAAGAUUCCAGCAGAGGCUUGCCCUACCAUAAGAGGGGGAUCAGUUGCCUGGAUUGGCUCUGGACCAGAGUUCUUUAUAAGCCUAGCAAACCACGAAGAAUGGAAAAAUUCAUACACUGUAUUCGGUUCUGUUCUUCCAGGGGACAUGGAGAUUGCAGAGAAAAUCGUGCAACUCCCAACCAAAUCAGAUGUUUGGAACAAUAUCAACUUCUCUGUCUUGCAAAAGCCUGUUCCCUUGAUCAUGCGAAGAAUGAAGAAGAGUCUUGGAGAUCUUAAUGCAAAUGUGAAAUCAAAUUGAAACUGGUAUACCUAUUUGCUGCUUUGUACACUAUAGUAUUCUACAAGGAUGCAUAUUUGCUUUUUUUUUUUUUUUUUUUGAACUUUUUCUUUUCUUGGGUAAUU
Messenger RNA from Durio zibethinus, 1187 nucleotides. RefSeq lists its product as uncharacterized. Lineage: Eukaryota; Viridiplantae; Streptophyta; Magnoliopsida; Malvales; Malvaceae. Gene Ontology annotation, molecular function: peptidyl-prolyl cis-trans isomerase activity. Gene Ontology annotation, biological process: protein peptidyl-prolyl isomerization. The record is from RefSeq and is a predicted model, not a curated record.